Messenger RNA from Ctenocephalides felis (cat flea), 1186 nucleotides. RefSeq names its product ribokinase-like. The transcript is spliced from 6 exons. The record is from RefSeq and is a predicted model, not a curated record. Gene Ontology annotation, molecular function: ribokinase activity. NCBI's taxonomy places the organism in Eukaryota, Metazoa, Arthropoda, Insecta, Siphonaptera, Pulicidae. Gene Ontology annotation, biological process: D-ribose metabolic process.
GUAUGGAUUUAACAAUUUGUGAAUUUAUAUUCAUAUCUGUGAUAAAAUUUAUGUGUGCAAAUAUUUACAUUCCAUUCUGUGCCUUUCAAAACAAUAAUUUUCAAGUGUAGUUUAUGAUUAGAUAAUGAAAUUUGUAUAAUUUCAUUUUAUCGUGACGUAAAACGUCUGGAACUAAAUCUUAUCACAACCAUCAGCAGCAAAAUUUAUUUAAUUUCGUGGCCAAUAUAAAAACAAUGUCGGAUAUUAUUGUUUUGGGAUCCUGUAGUGUAGAUUUCACUUGUUUUGCUGCAAGGCUUCCAAAAGCGGGUGAAACUAUUCAUGGCAAAAAAUUUAUGACCAGUUUUGGAGGCAAAGGCGCCAAUCAAUGUGUUUCUGCUGCCAAAUUAGGUGGAAAAACUGCACUAAUAGCAAAUCUUGGGAAUGACAAAUGGGGCAUCGAAUACAAAACGUAUUUAGAAAAAUUAAGCAUCAACACUGCACACGUUCAUCUAAAAUCAGAUUAUGAUACUGGAAUAGCCCAUAUAUCCGUAGCAGAAUCUGGUGAAAAUCAAAUAAUUAUUGUAGCCGGUGCAAAUGGUAGUCUUACACCUGGACAUGUGGAAACAAUGAAAGAUGUUUUGGAUUCUGCUAAGAUUUUAGUGUGCCAAUUGGAGACACCCAUAGAUGCAACUCUGGCAGCUCUAAAACACUUUAAAGGAAUAUCUAUUUAAAUAAAUGCUGCUCCAGCUCAACUUGUACAUUAAAAUUCGAUGUAUUUGUUGAAGUUGCCAUCAAUUUUUUGUGUGAACGAAGUAGAAGCAUCUAUUAUAUCAGGAAUUGAUGUUAGCAAUGUAGAAGAAGCAAAAACAGCUGUUUCUAUAUUUUUGCAAAGGGGUUGCCGGACAAUUAUCAUAACUCUGGGUGCAGAAGGGGCAGUUUUUGCCAGUCAAGAAAAUCCAGUUCCAAUUUUUGUUCCUGCAAAGAAAGUUGCUCCUCUUGAUACAACGGGUGCAGGCGAUGCCUUUAUUGGAACUCUGGCUUAUUUAUUGGCUUACAAAGAGGACAUGUCGAUGAAGGAUAAAAUAAGGGUAGCAUGUGCUGCAGCUUCGGAAUCAGUUAAAUAUAUUGGAACACAGUCGAGUUAUAUUACUGACUUAUCCCUUAUAGAAUUAUAAUGUUUAUUUGGAAAUACGUUUUAAUAUGCGUG